AUGGACGCCGUUCGCUCAGUGCUGCAGCCGAUCACCCACAAUCUCCCGGCUCCGCUGGUUGAGACCGGCCGAAGCCUCAUCGGCCCUGUGUGCUACAAAACCCUUGUCGUCGACAUUGAUCCCUUCGCCUCGCCAGAGUGCCUCAAGCUCGCAAUCAGCAAAGGUCUCGGCAUCGGUAUCAUCGCCGCCUCGUCCGUCGUCAAAAUCCCGCAGCUCCUCAAGAUCCUCAACGCGCAGUCCGCUGACGGCAUCUCCUUCCUUGCCUACCUGCUGGAAAGCGGCAGCUACCUGAUCAGCCUCGCCUACAAUGUGCGCCAUGGAUUCCCAUUCAGCACCUACGGAGAGACAGCCUUGAUCCUCGUACAGAACGUGGUCAUUGCUAGUCUCGUGCUGAAGUUUGGAGGGAGGGGCGUGGGCAGUAUCGGCGCAUGGGUGGCAGGCCUUGUCGCCGUAGGCACAGCGCUUGCGAUGCCCGACAUCGUCGACGUGAAGGCUUUAGGGUAUCUUCAGGCUGGUGCCGGUGUGCUCAGCGUGGCGAGCAAGCUGCCGCAGAUCUGGACCGUGUAUCAGCAGGGUGGAACCGGGCAGCUGAGCGCCUUCGCUGUCAUCAAUUACCUCCUCGGCUCUCUGUCCCGCAUUUUCACCACCCUCCAGGAAGUCCCCGACCCGCUCAUCCUUUACAACUUCAUCGCGGGCUUCGUGCUCAACGCCAUCCUCGCCCUGCAGAUGGUAGUCUAUUGGAACAGCCCGACCUCGAAGAAGACCGAGAGCAAGAAGCUCAACAAGGGUUACGUUGCGGCGGGCAAGGGGCCUUCGUCGGACUCGACCGUUAAGGGGUCUCCGAGCUACGCGAAGGCGACUGGAAAGAGCCCUGCGCCUACGACUAGGCGCCGCGGAUAG
Molecule: messenger RNA, 900 nt
Organism: Didymosphaeria variabile
Lineage: Eukaryota; Fungi; Ascomycota; Dothideomycetes; Pleosporales; Didymosphaeriaceae
Exons: 2
Coding region: 1-900 (299 amino acids)
Source: RefSeq, a predicted model, not a curated record